Theobroma cacao (cacao) is the source of this 879-nucleotide messenger RNA. NCBI's taxonomy places the organism in Eukaryota, Viridiplantae, Streptophyta, Magnoliopsida, Malvales, Malvaceae. The record is from RefSeq and is a predicted model, not a curated record.
AUGGAAAAGAUUUGUAAAGCUUUAGGAUGUUCUAGUGUUCGGUCAGUUGAGCUAGCUGCCUUCCAAUUAGAGGAUGUGGCGCAGGAGUGGUAUAACUCUUUGUGUAGAGGCAGACCGAUGGAUGCAGCACCGUUGGCUUGGAGUGAGUUCAGUACAACUUUUUUGGAUCGAUUUCUAUCACUUAGUGUUCGUAAUGCUAGAGCUAGAAAGUUCGAGACUUUAGUACAGACUUCGAGUAUGACGGUGUCCGAUUAUGACAUCAAGUUCACGCAGCUGGCUCGCUAUGCACCCUAUCUCGUUUCUAUUGAGGAGAUGAAGAUUCAGAGGUUUAUGGAUGGGCUAGUGGAGCCAUUAUUUAGGGCUGUGGCAUCCCGAGAUUUUACUACCUAUUCUACAGUAGUGGAUUGUACUCAACGCAUUAAGAUGAGGACCAGUGAGAGUAGGGCUGCGAGAGAUAGAGCAAAAAGGACCAAAACAGAGGGUUAUCAAGGCCGUAGAAAUUUUAGCGGUGGGAGAACUUUCAAUUCUAGGAGGCAACAAGAUUCUAGACGAAGUAGUCAAGUCACCCACCUUUGUGAUACUUGUGGGAGACGACAUAAUGGACGAUGCUUCCUUACUACAAGAACUUGUUUUGAGUGCGAUCAACCUGGGCAUAUUAGGAGGGAUUGUCAGAUGGCACAUCAAUCACCAGAUUCUACUCGUGGUUCUACCCAACCAAUUUCAUUUGCUUCUUUUGUUGCUGCUCCAUCGGGUCGAGUGGCUAGUGGAUCAAGGGGUAGAGGUGCUGGUACUUCUUUUCAAGGUAGCCCAUCUAGGUCCGAAAGUCAGAGUUCUACCGGUAGGGGCCAAGCAAAGGUGUUUGCUUUAACACAACAAUAG